Dioscorea cayenensis subsp. rotundata (Guinea yam) is the source of this 1160-nucleotide messenger RNA. Its product is annotated as stress-related protein-like. The record is from RefSeq and is a predicted model, not a curated record. Bases 107 to 832 code for a protein of 241 amino acids. The transcript is spliced from 3 exons. Lineage: Eukaryota; Viridiplantae; Streptophyta; Magnoliopsida; Dioscoreales; Dioscoreaceae.
GCGAGCUAGUUUACUUCUAUAAAAGCCUGAGUUCUGUCCCAAAACCUUCAUUGGGUUUGUCUAUAAUUCUUCCUAGGGUUUCGGAAUCGAUUGAAUUCUUGGAUCAAUGGCCGUUUCGGAUGUGCAAGGCGAUCGGAUCACUCAGGAGGAGGAGCAGACGCUAAAGUACUUGGGUUUUGUCCACGUAGCUGCAAUCCAGGCGUUGUUGUGUUUUUCAAAGCUGUAUGAAUAUGCGAAGGAGAACGCUGGGCCAUUGAAAUCUGGCGUGCAGAGCGUUGAGGGCACUGUCAAGACUGUUGUCCGUCCUGUCUAUAACAAGUUCUAUGAUGUUCCCUUUGGCCUUCUCAAGUUUGUUGAUCGGAAGAUGGAUGAAUCAGUAUGUGAUCUGGGGAAACGCAUGCCUUCAUUGGUGAAGGAUGCUUCAACUCAGGCUUACACUGUCGUGCAGAAGGCCCCAGAGGUGGCCAGGUCUGUGGCCGGAGAGGUUCAGCGGACUGGUGUGGUUGGCACUGCUACUGGUAUGGCAAAGUCUGCCUAUACCAAGUGCGAGCCAGCAGCCAAGGAUCUGUAUACCAAGUAUGAGCCAGCAGCUGAACGGUGUGCGGUUUCAGCUUGGAAGUCAUUGAAUCGGCUCCCGCUCUUCCCGCAGGUGGCACACGUCAUGGUUCCAACCGCUGCUUACUGGUCUGAGAAGUAUAACCAGGCUGUCUGCCAUGCAGCUGACUGUGGAUAUACGGUCUCAGCCUACCUGCCUCUUGUUCCCACUCAGAGGAUUGCCAAAGUUUUUUCUGAGGAUAAUACUGGUGCAGAGGUCCCUGCUGUAUCACAGUGAUUUGGGAAAACUACCAGUUCAUGAAGUGCUGCUUCAUCCUUCUUAAGUUCAUAUCGGUAUUACUGGUUUGCUUUGUUAAUGGUUUAACUGAUGCAGUGAUGCUAUUGCGAAUUGCUGGCCUGUCUCUAUUUCUCUGAUUAGUUUCUUUUUAGGUUGCCUGUGCAUAUGGACAUGAAUUCAGUGUGCAAGUUCUUAAUAAUAUGAUGAAUGAAUGUGCAUAAUAUCGUGUGGUUGAUACUUGCGGAAUCUAUUCUUUGCUUAUUAGUUGUUAUUGAACAUGCUGUAUUACUCAAUGUAAGCUAAGGUUUGGUUGGAUGGUUUAUGUUAA